AAAAAAAAAAUCAUCGUCAUCCUCAGCUUCGUUUCUGCACCAGCUGGUCGGUCGUUCUUAUUCUUCGCUUCAUUUUUGGUUGGAACCGCUCUUGGUCCACUUUCUUGAUCGAUCAACGGAUUCGACGGAGCUAUCUCGCGUUUCCAUGGUCACUAUCGUCGCAGGGUCGAGCUUCGUCGCCUCAAAAUCCGCCGGAAAACUGGCCGUCCGGGAUUUAUGUCAUGUCCGGCGAUGGGCUCCUGUUCGUUUUCUCAGAUUCUCUCGUAUUCCUUCUUCUUCAGUGUCAUUCAGUGGCGGAGCAACAGUUCUCCGUUUCGGAUUACGUAGCACGCUUCGGGCGGAGAAAGGGGAUGAACGGAGCGAAGGUAUAACCGAGGAGGCGGAGAGAUUGGCGAGAGGAGAGAGCACGAUGCCUGAUCGGUUUAGAUAUUUGACCAAAGAAGCUCCUGAUCCUCCCGUUCGGUGGCCUUGGUUCGUUGCACUUGCGUUUCUUGUUUAUUCAUGGAGAGCCGUCUUGUUUGAACUGUCCAACUGGAGAAAAGCUUCUCUCGCUAUACUCAGAUUCCUCGGAGACAUUCUGAAACUUGGACUGGCCCUUGUCUUCCACUUCAUCGGCGAUCCCAUCACCUCCCUCAUCUAUUUCGUGGAGACUGCAAUAUACAGUAUCCGGGCUUUCUACUCUGGCAUUGUGGCUUACACCCCUAUCAGAGAGUUAACCACCGUUAUUCUUCUCGCGUCAUCGGUCCUUGCCAUAGGUGAAGCCGUCGCUCCCAACUCUAUCAGCAGCCAGCCUUACGUUCUCACACUUGCGGGCCUGAUUGGGUAUGCAGCCGUCCAGAGCUACAUCUCCGAGCCAUUCUUCUGGACUCUCUUACUGGCUCUGUAUGGCUUCUCACGUUUGAUCAAGAAGCGAAACAAUGUCACCUCUGCCCUUCCAUCCGUGGCUGUUCUUGCGGCAGUAGGAGAGCCAUGGGUGCGAGCCAUUGCCAUGACUGGGUAUCUGGCUCUGGCCAUGUAUCACAACUCGAAAAGACUCUUGGACGGGAAGCGAGAGAAAGAGGGCUCAACAAGCGGUAGGAAUGUUCCAGUCCCGUUGUUGGCUGCUGCCUUAGCCAUUGGCAUCCGUCUUGCUGCGAACUGGGCCGGAUACAGACACUUGACAUGGAUGAUAGUAUGAUGGCUGAAGCUUGGUCUGUUCAUGUGAAGCUGAUGUGUCUUGUCUCAUUGUCUUAUUUGUCAGAUUUAGAACUCGUUUAGUUGCAGGAGAUGGCUUCUGUUUGUGCCAAUGUUCAUGAACAAAGUGAAAGUCCAAUUUUGAUGAAAAAUCAUGGAUUAGUGUUGGUUAACCAAUGAAUUACUUUGCAUAU
This is a messenger RNA of Tarenaya hassleriana, 1367 nucleotides long. RefSeq lists its product as uncharacterized. Bases 146 to 1177 code for a protein of 343 amino acids. The record is from RefSeq and is a predicted model, not a curated record. The transcript is spliced from 3 exons. Lineage: Eukaryota; Viridiplantae; Streptophyta; Magnoliopsida; Brassicales; Cleomaceae.